Lutzomyia longipalpis is the source of this 426-nucleotide messenger RNA. RefSeq lists its product as uncharacterized. The record is from RefSeq and is a predicted model, not a curated record. The coding region runs from base 70 to 420 and encodes 116 amino acids. The transcript has 2 exons. NCBI's taxonomy places the organism in Eukaryota, Metazoa, Arthropoda, Insecta, Diptera, Psychodidae.
UUUAACUACAUUUAGGGCCCCAAAUUCGAAAAGCAGUAAAAAAAACCUCCAACAAUCGCCGCCGCUUCAAUGACGUCAUUGCAGGAGAAAGAACUUGAGAAAGAAACAUCGCAAAAUUUCGAGUCAGGAGAUGCAGAAAUCUCCGGAUCUGCUGCCGGAGACGUGGCUGCAAUUGAGAGUCAUCAGGAACAGCCUUCCUCAGUUCCAAUAAAUACCCUUGUGCAGACAGACCCUUCAGGAUUAGCAUUAAAGGAAAAUUCCCAGGAAGAGAAUGGAGAUAAGGAAAGGAGAGAACAGGAACUCUCCAAAACGACUGUUGCUGAUACAAAAUGUACUAUAGAAGAUAACAUCCUGGAAACAAUUGAUUUACUAACAGAUUCUGAGGAUGAUGAUGUAGAGCAUUUAUUCAAAUUGAUGUGAAAACUG